This is a messenger RNA of Ziziphus jujuba (common jujube), 1227 nucleotides long. Its product is annotated as tropinone reductase homolog. Gene Ontology annotation, molecular function: oxidoreductase activity. Bases 157 to 987 code for a protein of 276 amino acids. The transcript is spliced from 5 exons. The record is from RefSeq and is a predicted model, not a curated record. NCBI's taxonomy places the organism in Eukaryota, Viridiplantae, Streptophyta, Magnoliopsida, Rosales, Rhamnaceae.
CAAAGCCAAAGGCCAGCUUUUUUUUUUUUUUUGGUAAUUCCAAAGGCCGGCUUUGGGUGGGUUAUAUUUUAUAAAUAUAACUUUGAUAUAGACUCCUCCAUUUACGCGUAUUUUUAUUUGUUUGUGCUUAUCCCCAAUAUGUUUGCUUAAACAAAAAUGGCAGAGGCAGAGCCAGGUCCAGGUUUCAGAAACCAGAGAUGGUCAUUAAAGGGUAUGACUGCCCUCGUCACUGGUGGAACAAGAGGCAUUGGAUAUGCUAUAGUAGAAGAGCUAGCAGGCCUUGGGGCGACCGUACAUACCUGUUCUCGUAACCAAACAGAGAUCAAUCAGAGGCUACAAGAAUGGGAGAGCAAAGGGUUCAAGGUUAGUGGCUCAGUUUGCGACCUGACUUCAAUUUCUCAGCGAGAGGAGCUCAUAAAGACCGUCUCUUCUGUUUUCGAUGGAAAGCUCAACAUCCUUGCAAGGCCAUUUUUCAUGUGGUGCUGUGAUCAGGUAAACAACGCUGCAACUGUGACACUUAAAGAUGCAAAGGAAUACACACAUGAAGAUUUCUUAACUAUAAUGGAGACUAAUGUUGAGUCUCCGUACCAUCUAAGCCAAAUUUCACACCCUCUAUUGAAGGCAUCAGGAGCUGCAAGUAUUGUAUUCAUUUCUUCCAUUGCUGGUCUCAUAGCUUUACCCAAACUUUCCAUAUAUGCAGCAUCCAAAGGAGCUAUCAACCAACUUACAAAGAACUUGGCAUCUGAAUGGACAAAAGACGGCAUUCGAACAAAUGCAGUAGCACCAUGGGGUGUCAAUACCACGAUAGUCAAACCAGACAAUCCAAAUACCAAUGAAUAUAUUCCUCUAAUGAUGCGAACUCCGAUCCGUCGGCUUGCCGAGGCGAAUGAAGUUUCAUCGCUGGUGGCUUACCUUUGCCUGCCUGCUGCUUCAUACAUCAAUGGACAGAUUAUUAGUAUUGAUGGAGGAUUCACAGCAGUGGGUUAAUAUCCAAGUCAACUCUCCCCCAAAAAAAAAAAAAGAAAAAAAAAAAUCAGCAAGAGCUCUAUCAAUCGCUCACUCCUAUAAAAUAAAUAUUUUAAUUUCAUGUGUUUGUCGGGUGCUUGACUUAGCAUCCUUUACUCUGUCAUUGUGCAAAAUAAGAUCCAUUUGAUUUUUCCCACCUUGCAAGUUCAUCAUUUUAACUCAAAAGUCAAAUGACAUUUAAUAAUGGUCUUUUUUCGUUUC